CAUUUUUGCCAGUCUAGUUCAAGGUGGAUACGCACGCUAUAUAAGCCUAUGUUUUAGCCCAGAUCGACCUUGAAACAGACACGGACAAGUCUCUUGUUUAAAAUACCCUGGGAUUCAUUUCCAUGAAGAAAAUGCCGGAAUACAUGGCCAAACUUCCCGAUGACUUUGCAGCAAAAAGUAUCACAUUACCGUCUCCCCAACAGAAGGUUUUCAAUGGUCGAGAAUUUCCGCUAAUUCUAACUCCCAAAGAAACGUCUUCCCAGUCAGCAGAAGACACUCUCAUGUGGAUAAAGGAAAACAAAAGACAUAUAGAAUGUUUACUUUUGGACUAUGGCGCCAUCUUGUUCCGAGAAUUUCCGAUUGAUUCUCCUGAAAAAUUCGACUCGUUUGUGAAGAGUUUCGAAUAUGAGCCUUUGCCGUAUGUAGGUGGUGCGGCACCAAGACGGGUAAUCACUGGAAAUGUUUUUACAGCAAACGAAGCGCCGCCAGACCAACUCAUACCAUUUCAUCACGAAAUGGCACAAGUCCCGACAUUUCCAUCCACGUUGUUCUUCUACUGCGAUGUUCCACCGCCAGAGGGCGGCCAAACACCGCUCGUUUUGUCGAACGAGGUAUAUAAAGCCAUGUCUGAAAGAGAUAAGUUGUUUGUGGAAGAACUAGAAGAAACUGGCGUGGUUUAUAAUCGAGUUUUGCCAGACGGUGACGACCCGACAUCUCCUAUUGGUCGGGGUUGGCAGUCAACUUAUCAGACGACUGACAAGAAAGAGGUUGAGAGAAAAUGUACAGAACAAGGAACAUCUUUCGAAUGGCUUCCGGAUAACUGUUUGCGCACGCGCACUGCAACACUUCCUGCGGUCCGCACAGACAACCGCACAGGACAGAAAACUUGGUUUAACUCCAUAAUUGCUGCGUAUCUCGGCUGGGGAGAUGUGAGAAAUGACAGAAAGAAAGCGGUUACGUACCCAGAUGGAAAGUUGAUGCCUGAACGCUCCAUGGAAAAUCUUGAAGAUGUGUUCGAGUCUCUUGCUAUAGGAUUCACUUGGCAAAAAGGUGAUGUCGUGAUGGUAGAUAAUAGACUCGUCCUUCACAGCAGGCGUUCGUUUACACCGCCACGAAGAAUUCUGGCAUGCCUCUGCAAAUGAAUACAAUUCUAAUACAAUUUAAAAAAAAAUUCAACUCACACUUUCACAUGUUUAAAUGAUAUAAUAUUAUGUUAUUUAUAUUCUCAAUCUGUAUUUUAUUUUAUAAGUUAACGUCAUUUAUAUUUGUAAAAAUCAAAAUAAAAGUUAAAUAUUUGAAAACACUUUUUUAUUGAUUUAGAAGAAACUUUUGAGAUGAGCAUACUUCAUAAAUGUAAGCUAAAUAUCGUCAACGGAAGGAGUGUUUAGCAGAAACAGUUAUAUCCGGGUCUGAUAAAUAGUGUUCGGGUUUGUUCACGGAACACAUACAAUGGUACAACGAUGGUUUAGCAUGCCCCUGA
This is a messenger RNA of Mercenaria mercenaria, 1480 nucleotides long. RefSeq lists its product as uncharacterized. Gene Ontology annotation, molecular function: oxidoreductase activity. The coding region runs from base 123 to 1142 and encodes 339 amino acids. The record is from RefSeq and is a predicted model, not a curated record. The transcript is spliced from 2 exons. Lineage: Eukaryota; Metazoa; Mollusca; Bivalvia; Venerida; Veneridae.